CAAAGACACAUGUUGGCGGGCGGUAUUCGUGCCGGGGACAAAGGACCGUUCGCCCGGGCCACAACAAUGCUAAAUACCCUGCAGACCCUGCACACCCCUGCUGGUUGUUGACUUACCCAGUAUUACAACUCACCUUGUCAUUGAGUAUUAAAUCGAAGCUACGAUGAUCGUCAAAUCCUCGCUCACAUCCCUGCUCUGCCUCCAGGGCGCCCUCGCGGCCACCGACUACCUCUCCCACGCCAAAGCGGCGGUGACGACCCUGCAGAAAUGGUACAACCCGAGCACGGGGCUGUGGGACACGACCGGCUGGUGGAACAGCGCCAACUGCCUGACGGUGCUGGCGGACCUGACCGCGCUGAACGCGAGCCAGCUGGGCGCGAACGCCGCCGUCUUCGCCAACACCCUCACGCGGGCGCAGGGGUCAACCGCCGCGCGCGCCGUGAAGCGCGAGGCCCACGCCCGCGCCCACGCCAGCCGCAGCAACACCCACCGCCUCACGCGCCGCGCCUACCCCGGCUUCAUCAACGACUACUACGACGACGAAGCCUGGUGGGCGCUGGCCUGGAUCGCGGUGUACGACCUCACACAGGAGACGCGCUAUCUGAGCACGGCGGCGAGCAUCUUCGCCGACAUGACGACGGGCUGGAACGCGACGUGCGGCGGCCUGUGGUGGGACAAAUCGCACACGCAGAACGGGGCGAUCGAGAACGAGCUGUUCCUCAGCGUGGCGUCGCACCUGGGGCGGCGGAUGCCCGCGCAGGCGGGGUACUAUAAGGAGUGGGCGGCGCAGAGCUGGGGCUGGUUCGCGCGCAGCGGGCUGAUCAACGACCAGCACACGAUCAACAACGGGCUGCAUCUGGGCAGCUGCCGCAACGACGGCGGCACGGUGUGGACCUACAACCAGGGGGUGAUUCUGGGGGCGCUCGUCGAGAUGGCCCAGCUGUUCGGGGACGCGUCGUAUGUCUCCACGGCGCAGCAGAUCGCGGGCGCGGCGAUGAGCGCGCUCGCCAACGCGGACGGCGUGCUGACCGAGCCGUGCGAGCCGAAUUGCACCGGAGACGCGCCCCAGUUCAAGGGCGUGUUCAUGCGCAAUCUGGCGGCGCUGUACAAGGCGGCGCCCAGUGAGCAGAUCCGCAGCUUCCUGCUGAAGAAUGCGGAUAGUAUCUGGGAGAAGGACCGGGGCGAUGGCGAUGCGCUGGGGGGGACUUGGUCGGGCCCGUUUGCGGGCGCUGAUGCCUCGACGCAGAGCUCCGCGUGUGAUGCGCUCGUCGCCGCCGCUGCUGUUAGUCAAUGA
Aspergillus fijiensis CBS 313.89 is the source of this 1294-nucleotide messenger RNA. RefSeq names its product Six-hairpin glycosidase. The coding region runs from base 164 to 1294 and encodes 376 amino acids. Lineage: Eukaryota; Fungi; Ascomycota; Eurotiomycetes; Eurotiales; Aspergillaceae. Gene Ontology annotation, biological process: carbohydrate metabolic process. The transcript has a single exon. The record is from RefSeq and is a predicted model, not a curated record.